Hemiscyllium ocellatum (epaulette shark) is the source of this 1623-nucleotide messenger RNA. RefSeq names its product dynein axonemal assembly factor 10-like. The transcript has 8 exons. Lineage: Eukaryota; Metazoa; Chordata; Chondrichthyes; Orectolobiformes; Hemiscylliidae. The coding region runs from base 362 to 1447 and encodes 361 amino acids. The record is from RefSeq and is a predicted model, not a curated record. Gene Ontology annotation, molecular function: ubiquitin binding.
UAUCUCAAAUCUGGCCUGAGAUUUAUUGUAUUAGCUUCAAGCUUGUUGAUCAAGACCGAUCUUGUAAAAAAAAACCCUAAAAUCAGGCCUGGGAUUUAUCCAAAUUAUAACAACACGAUUUUAAAACAAUGUUCAAGUUUUAACUUUGUUUUAGUUUGGAUCAGAUCUUCAAGAACCCGCGCAGUUUGGAACGAUCUGUGUUCUUUAAAUACAAUUGAAUGUGUUCUGUUUAGAUUCUGAUCGGUUGUAAACAAAGGGCAUUGUGCAUUAUUUGAAUUAAAUACUUUUUAAAUCUAUAAUUAAUCUUUAAUCCCCCCCCCCCCCGCCAUUUCGUGCUAUGGAUUGUUGCUGACUCCACGCGAUGUCAGACAGUCCCAAGCCCCGGCUGGUAUCUUUAUCACAUCGGAAACUGCCUCUCACCCCCUUCGGGUGUUUAUGGAUCCCGUGCAGUAACCGAUUCGUCUGCCUGGGGACCGACUCCGGCUCUGGGGCACCAGGUCGGGGAAUCAUCGGCGUGUACGAGACAACCAGCGGAGAGAUCAAAGACAUACACACGAUCGAAAAGCCCAGAGCUUUCAGGUGUGGGACAUUUGGAGCCACCAGUCUACAGCAGAGGCACCUGGCAACAGGAGACUUUGAAGGCAAUCUUCACAUCUGGAACUUGGAAGCAUCUGAAACUCCCCUCUACUCAGCCAAAGCACAUCAAGAAAUCAUUAACUGUAUUGAUGGUGUGGGUGGGCUUGAAAAUGGACAUGGGGCCCCAGAGAUUGUCACUGGCAGCAGGGAUGGUACAGUGAAGGUCUGGGAUUCAAGGCAAAAGGACCUUCCUGUGGCCAACAUGGAGCCUGCAGUAGGAUUCAACAGGAGAGAUUGUUGGACAGUUGCUUUUGGCCACUCAUGCACCCAGUGGGACCGCUGUGUUUGUGCUGGAUAUGACAAUGGGGAUAUUAAACUAUUUGACUUACGAAACAUGGAAGUGCGAUGGGAGACAAACGUCAAGAGUGGGGUUUGCUGUGUAGAGUUUGAUGGAAAGGACAUAAGUUUGAACAAACUGGUGGCAACAACGUUGGAAGGAAGGGUCCAUGUCUUCAAUAUGCAGAAGUAUCACAGAAACAGUGGCUUUACCUGUCGGAGUGAGAAGCCAUACAAAUUUACAGCUUGGGUGGUGCGGCAUUUGCCUCAAAAUCAAAAUAUCUUCAUAACAAGUGGAGGAGCCGGCUGCCUUCACCUGUGGAAACAUGAAUCUUUAACGAUGCUUGAUAGAAGUGACCAUGAGCCAGACGACAAGAUUUCAACAUGUACCACCACACUGCUGAACAACAUCUCCCUCUCAUCUCAACCCAUUGGUAGCCUGGAUUGGAAUGCUGAUAAGCAAGGACUCUGUAUCUCUGCAUCCUUUGAUCAUAAUGUUCACAUCCUCAUGAUCACAGAGCAGCAGAGUUUCUGAACACACCAGUGAAGAGCACAGGAGCUGAGGACAGAAUGGAAUCAUUGUCAAUGCUUGAAAUUUCACACCAGUCAAUGGACACACCAAGAGUUUAUUAGGGAAAAAACACUCUCAGGACAUGACAAAGUAGUAAUGUUAUGUUAGGGUUUAUACUGUAAUAAAAAAGUUGAAUUAUU